Messenger RNA from Nerophis lumbriciformis (worm pipefish), 1350 nucleotides. The record is from RefSeq and is a predicted model, not a curated record. NCBI's taxonomy places the organism in Eukaryota, Metazoa, Chordata, Actinopteri, Syngnathiformes, Syngnathidae.
ACUUCUGAGAAUGAGAAGCAUAGAAGAAAAGGUCAUUUGAAAGAUUUGAAUAGAACAAUCAAGCCAAAUUCGACACAAUCCCUGCGUAAACGCACAACAUUCAAUUUUGGUCGACGGCGCUUUCCGUCCUUUCUUACGCGAUGACGUCACACAUCCAACAUGGCUGUGGCCGUGCUGUCGAAGAAGUCGCACUUGACAUAAAAGUCAUCUACAUACUUACUUACAUCGACCGGGAUUCUUUGGCGUGAAUGAUUUUUUUUUUUUUAAAUAAUACACGUGUUAAACUACAAGAUGAGCUUAGCGCGAAUGUGCGUAGCACUUUGUCCGUCCAGGUGCAUGAUUAGUGCGCAGCUAAGAGGCGCAUUGCUGCACAGUUGGUCAAAGUGUGCAUCCAGCAGGGUUCUACCAGGCUCAUCAUUGCUGCACAGUUGGUCAAAGUGUGCGUCCAGCAGGGUUCUACCAGGCUCAUCAUUGCUGCACAGUUGGUCAAAGUGUGCGUCCAGCAGGGUUCUACGAGCCUCAUCCCGCCCUGGCCUCUCCAUCUCCACGCAACCCCCCAGAGAUGUCCCCCUGUUCGAGCACGACAGGACACGCUUCUCCCGCCUCUUGUCCCUCUUCUGCGGGGGCCAGUGCCUCUUCUGGACGUACCUGGCCCACCUGGCCUACACCGGCCUCAGGGACACGCAGGGCCGAGGCCGCAGCACCGCCCUGGCGGGGGUGUGGAGCUUUGACGUCAACCUGGGCUCCAGCGCCUGGAAGUACGGCUUCACGCUGGGAUGCACGACGGUGGGAGCGGCCAUCGUGGGCCUGGGAUUCCUCUUCUGUCGGCGCUCGGUCAGCCGGGUGGUGUUGCACCAAGGCGGCAGGAUGGUGUCCGUUUUUACGCAGUCGCCUCUGGGGAUGGGCCGCGGGCGUAAAAUAACGGUAGCGCUGUCCCAGGUCAGCUGCCAUGCUCACAGGCAGGAGUCUCCAUCCUUCAUCCCCCUCAAGGUUAAAGGACACAAGUUCUACUUUCUCUUGGACAAAGAUGGCACACUCAACUAUCCCAAACUGUUUGACACAACCGUUGGAGUGUACCGUCCCUUUUGAUUUGCCUUUUUCGUCCAUUGCACCGGUCCCCUCCGAGGUUUCUCAUUGUCCCAUCGGGUUGAGUUUUUCCUUGCCCUGAUGUGGGAUCUGAGCCGAGGAUGUCGUUGUGGCUUGUGCAGCCCUUUGAGACACUGGUGAUUUAGGGCUAUAUAAGUAAACAUUGAUUUGAUUUGGCUUUUUGUUUUGUUUUACCAGCCUUGAGUCAAACUAUUAUGUGUGACAGCCUACAAAUAAAAACUACUUGCCAAAGUUCCUCAAAAA